CGACGACGACGUGUUUUGUGUGUGGGGUAUUAUUAUCGUUUUUGUUUUUUAUUUUUAUUCAUUUAUUAUUGCGCUUUUCGAUCAACAAAUACAUAAAUAAUAUUAUAUAUGCACUUAUACACAUAUACAUAAUAAAAUAUUUAAAAAAAAAAAAAAACUAUAAAUUUUUUUUUUUUAUAUUUUAAUUAUUUUUCUUGUAUUUCUUUUUCUUGUGAUAUUCGUAAAUUGAGAAAAAAUUAUUUUAAAUUUUUUGGAACUUAACAAAAGAAAUUAACAUCGAUUAAAGCUCAUUCAGUGAACGCUUCUCAUCCGAGAAACUCAUAUGGAUUAAAAAAAAUUUUAUAUAUAUUUAAAAUAAAAAAUAUUUAAUUUAAAUAUUUAAAAAAAAAAUAUAUUAAAAAAAAAAAUAAAUAUACUUAAAAAUACAAGCGCGACUUGUGGACGGUGUUGUCUCGAAUUCUCGAAUUUGUGCUAACUUUUUUUUAAGUUUCAUUUUUUUUUUAUUUUAUUGUAAACGUAGCCGAUUUUUUUCCAAUAAAUAUUAAUAAAAUAAAAAUAAAAAACACAUAAUGGCAAAAAAUUUAAUAGUUUUUGCCAUUUUAGCGAUUGCUUUAACAUCGACGGUGUCAGCAGUACGUGUCAAAAGACAAGCAGCAGAAGAACCAAAGAAAGAAGAAACUUUUGAACAAGAAUUAUGUAAAGAUAAAGAUGCUGGUGAAUGGUUUAGGCUGGUAGCUGGAGAAGGUGAUAAUUGUCGUGAUGUUAUUCAAUGUACAUCAUCUGGUCUUCAAGCUAUUCGUUGUCCAGCCGGUUUAUUCUUUGAUAUUGAAAAACAAACAUGUGAUUGGAAAGAUUCAGUUAAAAAUUGUAAAUUAAAGAAUAAAGAACGUAAAGUAAAACCAUUAUUACAUACAGAUGAGCCACUUUGUUCAGAUGGUUUCUUAGCUUGCGGUGAUGGUCAAUGUAUAGAACGUGGUCUUUUCUGUAAUGGUGAAAAAGAUUGUUCAGAUGGUUCUGAUGAAAAUACUUGCGAUAUUGACAAUGAUCCAAAUCGUGCUCCACCAUGUGACCCUGCCGUAUGUGUUUUACCUGAUUGUUUCUGCUCAGAAGAUGGCACAACAAUACCCGGUGAUUUACCAGCAAAAGAUGUUCCAAUGAUGAUAACAAUAACAUUUGAUGAUGCUAUUAAUAAUAAUAAUAUUGAAUUAUAUAAGGAAAUCUUCAAAAAUCGUAAAAAUCCAAAUGGUUGUGAUAUUAAGGCAACAUUCUUCGUUUCACAUAAAUACACAAACUAUUCAGCUGUACAAGAGACUGCAAGAAAAGGACAUGAAAUAGCUGUACAUUCAAUUACACAUAAUGAUGAAGAACGUUUCUGGUCAAAUGCAACAGUUGAUGAUUGGGCUAAAGAAAUGGCUGGUAUGCGUAUAAUUAUUGAAAAAUUCGCUAAUAUUACUGAUAAUUCAGUUGUUGGUGUAAGAGCACCAUAUUUACGUGUUGGUGGCAAUAAUCAAUUUACGAUGAUGGAAGAACAAGCAUUUUUAUAUGACUCAACAAUUACAGCACCACUUGCUAAUCCACCAUUAUGGCCAUAUACAAUGUAUUUCCGUAUGCCACAUCGUUGUCAUGGUAACUUACAAAAUUGUCCAACAAGAUCACAUGCUGUAUGGGAAAUGGUAAUGAAUGAAUUAGAUCGUCGUGAAGAUCCUGGUAAUGAUGAAAAUAUUCCUGGAUGUGCUAUGGUUGAUUCAUGUUCAAAUAUAUUAACUGGUGAUCAAUUUUAUAAUUUCUUAAAUCAUAAUUUCGAUCGUCAUUACGAACAAAAUCGUGCACCAUUAGGUUUAUAUUUCCAUGCUGCAUGGUUAAAAAAUAAUCCAGAAUUUUUGGAUGCAUUCUUAUAUUGGAUUGAUGAAAUCUUAGGUUCACAUAAUGAUGUAUAUUUUGUAACAAUGACACAAGUUAUCCAAUGGAUACAAAAUCCAAGAACAGUUUCUGAAGUUAAAAAUUUCGAACCAUGGAGAGAAAAAUGUUCAGUUGAUGGUAAACCAGCUUGUUGGGUACCAAAUUCAUGUAAAUUAACAUCAAAAGAAGUACCCGGAGAAACAAUUAAUUUACAAACAUGCGUUAGAUGUCCUGCCAAUUAUCCAUGGAUUAGUGACCCAACUGGUGAUGGUUUCUUCUAAGUCAAUUACUAAGUAAAAUAUUAUAAAAUAUCUAAUAUAUCUACAUUAACAAAACAGAAAAA
Messenger RNA from Condylostylus longicornis, 2242 nucleotides. RefSeq names its product chitin deacetylase 1 (gene serp). Gene Ontology annotation, molecular function: hydrolase activity, acting on carbon-nitrogen (but not peptide) bonds; protein binding; chitin binding. The record is from RefSeq and is a predicted model, not a curated record. The transcript is spliced from 5 exons. The coding region runs from base 570 to 2180 and encodes 536 amino acids. Gene Ontology annotation, biological process: carbohydrate metabolic process. Lineage: Eukaryota; Metazoa; Arthropoda; Insecta; Diptera; Dolichopodidae. Gene Ontology annotation, cellular component: extracellular region.